AACAUAUUCAGAAAUGAAGAGAAAUACUAUGCCACAGUAUUUUAAAUCUAUUAUUGAUCCACAGAGGAAUAUUAUGUCACAGUACUUUAAAUGUAUUAUUGAUCACAUGAUGAGCUCUAAGGUGUGUGACGUCAGCACGUAGGGCGUCUGACGGGGUCGAGGUGAGGAGGGGGUCGGGAUUCCUAAGGAUUACCCAUCAUGCCCCGCGGGUAAAGAUGGCGACAGCUGAGCAGAGCAGCAGAUCAACUUUAUCCGAGCGGCUCUAAGUGGAUUUCCUCCCGUCGGUUGCUACGUCUCCGCCGGCUGCUCUUCCUGCCUCCGCCCGCUGCUGCUCCGGAGCUCCGGAGCUGCUCCUCAGCCGGAGCUCAGCGCUCCUCCCCGCCCCACCCCACCGGAGGAGCAGACCGGAGCUCCGGCUAAAGUUUCGUCUCCGCUCUGCCUUCCGGGACUUGUUUGCGGAGAUAACCGGGACCGAACCGGCCUUGCAGGACUGACAGCGGUGAAGGAAGAAGUCCCAGGAUGACCAGCGCCGCCCCUGCCAGGAAGCCAUACCGCAAGGCUCCGCUGCAGCACCGCGAGACGCGCCACGCCCCGCCUGUCGGUCCUUCUCCAUCUGCGCCGCAGCCCGACAUCAAUCAGGAGGUGUUAUCUGACUCGGACCGGAUCAGAAUCCUCCAGCAGCAGAAUGAGGAUCUCCAGCGCCGCCUCUCUCUCUCCACCCACAAGAUGGAGGCCAUUGAGGCGGAGUUUGAUGGCGGCCGUCACUACAUGGAGGCGGAGCUAAGCCGGACCAGAGACGACCUAGACAAGAUGAGGGACAAGUUCCGCAGACUCCAGAACAGCUACACAGCAUCUCAGAGAGCCAAUCAGGACCUGGAAGAGAAGCUUCACGCCCUGCUACGGAAGGUGGAGAAGGACAAAAAGACGAUGGACCAGGAAAUCGUGGAGCUCACCAACAAACUGCUGGACGCCAAGAACACCAUCGACCGUCUGGAGGAGCUCAAUGAGCGCUACAGGCAGGACUGUAACCUGGCGGUCCAGCUGCUCAAGUGUAACAAGUCACAUUUCAGGAACCACAAGUUUGCUGAUCUGCCCUACGAGCUGCAGGACAUGCUCAACAAGCACAUGAAGAGCAGCCUCCCUGAGCGAGGCUCCGCCCCCGGCGCCCAGGACCCGGACACGCUGAGCCUGACUCCGGCCGACGUGGUUCCGACCUCGGUCAUCGCCCGAGUCCUGGAGAAGCCGGAGCCGCUGGUCCUGAACUCGGCCCAGUCCAGCAGCUGCAGCCGGCCCGUAUCCGAGGACGUGUUCGUGCACGUGGACAUGACGGCGCCUCCCGGCCCCCCCGGAGCAGAGGCCCCGGGCCGGGAGGCGCCGCGGCAGAACGGGUCCUGCCGCAGCCAGAGCAGCCUGGACGGGCAGUCGGGCGGCGAGGAUGGGGGUGGGGCUCCGUCCUUCGAGAAGCUGAACCCGUACCCGCCCCCGCCGCCCCACCACCCGCUGUACCCGGGUCGCAAGGUCAUCGAGUUCUCGUCGGACGACAAGGUGAAAAUCCCCAAAAACUCCCCGCUGCCGAACUGCACCUACGCCACGCGCCAGGCCAUCUCCCUGAGCCUCGUGCAGACCGACGACGAGCGCCUGGCCCCCGCUAGCCCCACCCCCUCCUCUGGGGUGGGUGGUCUAAACCACCGCACGCCGCCCUCUCAGCGGGACGCCAGCGAGCCGAUGUCUGGCCAGUCCAGUCCGUUCAGCAGCCCGCCACAGGCCCUCAGCGUGCUGGCGAGCUCCGGUAGCUCGGAGGAGGACCUGCUGGCCAACUGGCAGCGGAUGUUCGUGGAGAAGAUGGCGCCGGCUCUCGACGGCUCAGCGGCUCAGCGCACGUCCUUCAGCAGCCAGACGGCUCAGGAGCUGCAAAGGAGGAGGCCGGCGGCGGGGGGGGGCGGGGCCUCCUCCGACCGCCACCGGGCGGCCUACUCGGACGGCGAGGAGGGCUCGUCGGCGCGGAGCUGGACGCCGAGCCGCGGCUCCAGCCUGGACACCGACACCGACACCGAGGCCCGGCCCGGCAGAAGAGGGGGGCGCUACGGGGGGGAGGGCUGCGCAGAGGACGGGGAGCGGCUCCUCGUGCACCUUGACGGCACGGUGGCCAGCCCCGCCCAUGCAGGGGAGGAGUUAGAGGAGGAGGGGGAGGAGUUAGACGAGGGUUUAGAGGAAGAGAUGGACGUCCUCCCCCACGACUUGCCCAUCAUCUCGCCCCUGCAGCGCCCGCAGAAGAGCCCCAAGAGGAUGGGCGUACACCACCUGCACCGCAAAGACAGCCUGACCCGAGCCCAGGAGCAAGGCACGCUGCUGGACUGACCUGCUCCCAUGGCAACGGACCUGUCACUCACACCCAGGAUAAAGCCAUGCUCUACCGAAUGCUGCCGUGUAUGCGUGCGUGUGUGUGUGUAAAUCAUUUUUUGUAAUCGGA
This is a messenger RNA of Cyclopterus lumpus (lumpfish), 2470 nucleotides long. It is a transcript of the gene tjap1, whose product is annotated as tight junction associated protein 1 (peripheral). Gene Ontology annotation, biological process: Golgi organization. The record is from RefSeq and is a predicted model, not a curated record. Gene Ontology annotation, cellular component: trans-Golgi network. The coding region runs from base 520 to 2358 and encodes 612 amino acids. Lineage: Eukaryota; Metazoa; Chordata; Actinopteri; Perciformes; Cyclopteridae. The transcript has 9 exons.